AUGACGAUUUCCUACACACUAAAAGUGGCAGAUGCCCAGUUUGCUGGAUUCUCCAAGCUUCUCCUGCGUUGGAAAGGGAGUAUUUACAAACUGUUGUACAAGGAGCUCAUUGUGUUCAUCAGCUUGUACUCAGUUUUCAGUGUGAUGUACAGGUAUUUCCUGUCACCUGCACAGAAGAUUGUCUUCGAGAAGGUGGCUACCUAUUGUGAUAAGCAGACAAGUCUUAUCCCAAUGUCUUUUGUUUUAGGGUUUUAUGUGACACUUAUAAUCGGCCGUUGGUGGAACCAGUACACAAACAUCCCGCUUCCUGAUCGGCUGAUGUGUGUGGUGUCCAGCAAUGUUCAUGGCGCUGAUGAGAGAGGUCGGAUCCUGCGACGCACACUUAUCCGAUACGCCAACCUGUCCGCAGUGCUUAUCCUCCGCUCCAUUAGCACCAGGGUCCGAAAGAGAUUUCCCUCCAUCGAACAUGUCGUAGAAGCAGGUUUUAUGACCCAUGAAGAGCUGGAGAAAUUUGAAAGCCAUUACUCUGACUUUAAUAAGUAUUGGAUUCCGUGUGUGUGGUUCACGAAUCUGGCAGCUCAGGCAAGGAGUGAAGGACGGAUCCGUGACGAUGUUGCUCUCAGACUACUGAUGGAUGAAUUAAAUCUUCAUCGUGCAAAAUGCAGCCUGUUGUUUCACUAUGACUGGAUCAGCAUUCCUCUCGUGUAUACUCAGGUGGUCACUAUUGCUGUUUAUUCCUUUUUUGCUUGCUGUCUGAUUGGACGCCAAUUUCUUGAUCCAAGGCCUGGCCACGAAGACGAUAAGAUAGACAUCUAUGUUCCUGUCUUCACCUUACUGCAGUUCUUCUUUUAUGCAGGCUGGCUUAAGGUCGCAGAACAGAUCAUUAAUCCAUUUGGGGAAGAUGAUGAUGAUUUUGAAACAAACAAACUGAUAGACCGCAAUCUUCAGGUUUCCUUUCUUUCAGUGGAUGAUAUGUACCUGAAUCUUCCAGCUUUGGAGAAGGAUAAAUAUUGGAACAAUACUGCACCUCAACCUCCUUACACCACUGCCACAGCUAGCGAGAUACACAAACCAUCAUUUUUGGGAUCUACCUUCGAUAUGCACAUGAUCGACAGCCAGGUACAGCAAGAGUCAGAAAUGGAGCUCAAAGUUCACACCCCCUUAUUUAAUCGCUUCCUGAAUGUUGCUGCUUCACCGGCCAUUAGUCUUAGAAACUUUGGCUGGGGCAGUAAACAAAAUUCAUUACACAGCCACAUGGAAGGCAGCUCUUCAAAUUGCCAGCUCAAUGAAGCUGAUCUGGUCAUACGUAUGAAGGAUGAGGAGUAUGAAAGAGGGGAUCAAGACAGACCCACUGAACCCAGUCUUGGUUCCCUACUGAAGAGCUCAGAUGAUCAAAAUUAGUGUGACAGCCCUCUGUGCUGUAGACAACCGUAUGGAAAAAAAAUGAAAGAAUGUCAUCUGCUUUUCUGCUUGCAAAAUGUAUGAACAAUGAAUUUUCCAGUUUCAGGUAACUCACCCCAUGUUCUCCCACAGUCAUCUUUCCACAUAAUUAUCUUGUCCUUUUUUCAUCUUUCCCAUCCCCUUCAAUCUGCCCAUGAUUCCUGCCCCAUCAGGUUCCAUUGAUCAUCUAUCAGUCUAAUUCCAACAAGUGCAAGUCAUUUAAAUGUAAAAUAUAAGUUAAAAAAACAUGUGUCAGAGGUUAUGG
Amblyraja radiata (thorny skate) is the source of this 1705-nucleotide messenger RNA. RefSeq names its product bestrophin 4 (gene best4). NCBI's taxonomy places the organism in Eukaryota, Metazoa, Chordata, Chondrichthyes, Rajiformes, Rajidae. Gene Ontology annotation, molecular function: chloride channel activity. The coding region runs from base 1 to 1401 and encodes 466 amino acids. The record is from RefSeq and is a predicted model, not a curated record. The transcript is spliced from 9 exons.